Messenger RNA from Symbiodinium sp. CCMP2456, 552 nucleotides. NCBI's taxonomy places the organism in Eukaryota, Dinophyceae, Suessiales, Symbiodiniaceae. The record is from the annotation of a GenBank genome assembly.
AUGGCUCCGGCUGGCUUGGACCUUUCGCUGGAAGAGGUCAUCAAAACCUCAAAGGGUGAUGGAAGGGGCAAAGGAAGAAAGCAGGAGGCAGUCAAAGAGUCGAAGGCAGAGAAGGAGGAAGAGAUCAAUCUGGACAUGAGCCUGGACGAACUUAUUGAGAAGGAGUAUGUGCCAGCGAAGGGCAAAGGCAAAGGCAAGAAGGAGGAGUCUUGGGACAGUUGGCAGCCGGAGCGUGCGCCGAAAGGAAAGUCCUGGGAUGCAUCAGAUUCUUGGAGUUACGAAAAGCCCAAGAAUGCAGGCAGCUCCUGGAAAGAUUGGAAAGAUACGGACAAAUGGAAGCCAGCAGGUGGUGGAGCCAAGUGGAAGGAAGCGGAGACUUGGAAGGAGCCCGACACCUGGAAGAAGAACGAUUGGAAGAAGGCAGAUGGCUGGAAGGCCGAUUGGAACAGUCAAAGCCAAGGCAAGCAAGAUUGGUCUGGCGGCGCGGGCACGAUUCUGAGCCUGAUGCACAAGAUCUUUGCAGCCCUCAGCGCGCCCAAACCCGCCCGGUAA